AUGUCUAUGAAAAUCGAGCAGUUUGUAAAUGAUGAUUUCGAAAAGAAAACUACGAAAACAUCAGGUAAACUUGGCAUUCGACAUCUACAGGUUUUUUUCUUCUUCUUGGGAAAUGCCAUCGGAUACUGCCUCCGGGUGUGCAUGUCAGAAGCUAUUGUCGCAAUGACAAAAUCUCCAUCGGACGACCAAAAAUUUAAGGUCUAUGAUUGGAGUCCACAGGAUAAGUCUAUCAUCCUGAGUUCCUUUUUUUGGGGAUACGCAGUAAUGCAAAUACCAAGUGGCUACAUAGCUGGAGUUUGGAGUGGGCAGAAACUACUAAGCUUGGGCAUGCUUGUUUGUAGUGUCUUGAAUAUUUUGAUUCCGACUGCAGCAGAGUAUGGGAAUUUGAUCGCUGUCUGCGUUUGUAGGGUAUGCAUGGGUCUCUGUCAGAGUUGCCUGUUGCCUUGUACACAUACCCUUCUUUCCAAGUGGGCACCACCGGACGAGAGAGCACGACUUGGUGCAUUUUCAUAUGCUGGAGGACAAUUCGGUACUGUGAUUUCUUUUCCAGUUUCUGGAUUCUUAGCAACGUCAAGUAUAGGGUGGCCAUCUGUAUUUUAUGUUUUCGGAGCGUUGGGCAUAAUUUGGAGUAUCGCUUUCUUUAUUUUUGGUUCUGAUAGUCCGUCCGAACAUUCACGAAUUUCGGAAAUGGAGAAGCAAUAUAUAUUUAAUAGCCUAAAAACAUCAGAACAAGAUGACAGCCAAACUAAAAAAAUGGUGAAGAAGACGCCUUGGAAAGCACUUUUCACUUCGGUACCCAUGUGGGCUCUCAUAAUUGUUCAUUGUGGUCAAAACUGGGGAUACUGGACCCUAAUCACGGAAAUGCCAAUUUACAUGAACGCCGUCUUGAAAUUCGAUUUGCAACAGAAUGGAAUGAUGUCUGCGCUACCUUAUUUGACGAUGUGGAUUUUAAGCUUUCCAGCAAGUUUGCUAUCUGACUUUGCUCUACAGAAAGGUGUUUCAAGAGGAGUUGUUCGAAAAGUUUGCAACAGUGUUGCACACUGGGGUCCAGCAGUAGCUUUAAUCUGUCUUGCUACAAUUCCAAUACAUAAUGCUGCUGUAGUAGUAACUAUUCUUGUAAUAGCUGUAGGACUGAACGCUGGAGCUCUUUGCGGAUUUCAAAUAAAUCACAUUGAUCUAAGCCCGAAUUUCGCUGGUACAAUGAUGUCAAUUACAAACUGCGUUGCGUCAGUAAUUGCAAUAGUUGCACCAUUAAUUUGUGGAGUCAUCGUAACUGACGAGGAGAAUAAAACACAGUGGUCCCUAGUAUUUUAUCUGUCCGCUGCUGUUUAUAUUAUAGGGAAUUCAAUCUUUAUUCUCUUCGGUAAAGCUGAAGUUCAACCAUGGAAUGAAACUACGUCUUCGACGCCUAAAAAACAAUCUAGAAACGAAUCUGUAACAACACAGUGA
Dufourea novaeangliae is the source of this 1449-nucleotide messenger RNA. Its product is annotated as putative inorganic phosphate cotransporter. Gene Ontology annotation, biological process: monoatomic anion transport; transmembrane transport. The transcript is spliced from 7 exons. Gene Ontology annotation, molecular function: transmembrane transporter activity. Lineage: Eukaryota; Metazoa; Arthropoda; Insecta; Hymenoptera; Halictidae. Bases 1 to 1449 code for a protein of 482 amino acids. The record is from RefSeq and is a predicted model, not a curated record. Gene Ontology annotation, cellular component: plasma membrane.